AAAGAAGCAAAUAUCCGAUUGACUAAAAAAAAUUAAUUAAAUAAAAAUAUUGAAUCCGUGGUGGUCCAAAUCACACAUCCAGAGGCGUGGUUGCCUAUCUUUUCGUCCUUCGCUCUCCGCCAAAUGUCUGCAACCUCCGCCAUACCUGCUUCAACUACCAUGUCCGCCGCUGCAACUUCUGCUUCCGCCUCCUCCUCCGCUCACAUACUCAGACUCAAUCACAAGCAGCUCAUUGUUUCGCUUCAUGGCAGAAGAAAGUCAAUUAGUGCAUCAUCCUCCUCCUUCUUCAGCACAUACCGAUUCAACUCCAGCAUUUCUAGAUCCUCCCGGAGAAUCUCUUAUCCUUCUUCCAUCAGGAUUAGACCGCUCUCUCCUGUCAUGGAAUGGCAAGAUGUCACAGUCAAAAUGGAAGUAGAUGUGCCCAUUUCAGUUGCUUAUAAGUGCUAUUCUGAUCGUGAGGCCAUUCCUGAAUGGAUGCCUUUUAUUUCAACUGUAAAGAUUUUGGAGGAUAAGCCUGACUUAUCAAGAUGGUCGCUGAAGUAUGAAGCUUUCGGGCAGAAUAUUGAAUAUUCAUGGCUUGCUCGAAAUAUGCAGCCUACGCCAAACCAGAAGAUCCACUGGAGAUCUCUGGAGGGACUUCCUAACAGGGGAGCUGUGCGAUUUUUUCCCAAAGGCCCAUCAUCCUGUAUCAUAGAACUAACAGUUUCAUAUGAAGUGCCUCAACUUUUGGUUCCAGUGGCAUCAGCAUUGAAACCAUUUCUUGAAAACCUGCUGUCGCAAGGAUUGGAACGCUUUGCAACAUUUGCUAGGAGCUACUCAGCUGACACACCUAAAUGAUUGCACUGAACUCAAUAGGUAGUCCAAGAAAUCCUUCCUCAUGGAUAAAGAGACACCAAUUUUUUCUUUGACUGGGCAACUUCGUGUGCUUCUGCCUUCACAUAAACGUUGUAGGUGUACCUAUUUCAGCUGAUUCAACUACUAGCAUGCUUAUAGUCAAGAGAUGUGCGAAGAUGUAGGGCAUAAUAACUCAUGAGCUCAAAGACGCAGGUUACAUUGUCAAUGUAAAUUGUUAUUACAUAUUAGGAGAAAGAACCGAAUUAGCUCUUCAACAACUGCGAAGGGAAAGUAUGGAGUAGGAAUACCAGUUUGUUGUUUAAUGAGAAUGGCAAAGGACCGCGUAUUCUGCAGUAAGUCGUCCUAGUUAAAAUCCAUUUUGCUGGCACCAUCAACAAGGAAUAGGCCUGUUGCAAUCUAGUUAUUACAAGGAGCAAAAAGUACCAAAUGUUCAUUAUGUACAUUUAAUAAAACGAGUAACAUAAGCUCGGCCAUAUGCUACUCAAACUUUGAAGCCACAUGAU
Molecule: messenger RNA, 1358 nt
Organism: Solanum tuberosum (potato)
Lineage: Eukaryota; Viridiplantae; Streptophyta; Magnoliopsida; Solanales; Solanaceae
Exons: 8
Coding region: 124-837 (237 amino acids)
Source: RefSeq, a predicted model, not a curated record